Molecule: messenger RNA, 1167 nt
Organism: Gryllus bimaculatus (two-spotted cricket)
Lineage: Eukaryota; Metazoa; Arthropoda; Insecta; Orthoptera; Gryllidae
Source: the annotation of a GenBank genome assembly
AUGUCUGGCGAUACGACCGUCAACCCUAAAAGGGAUUCAAUGACUUUGGAGAUGAAAAAUACGAAAGGUCAGGAAAUCACUACUCAGGUAGCGACUACUCCCUUGGAAGAUAAAAUGAAGACAGAUGAAAUGGAUAUCGAAGGAGUAGUGCGUUUAAUUUUGUCGGUGGGCACUCAGAGUUUCGUUGGAUUUGUCAUUCAACGCAAAAUCACUCCAGAAGUUUCGUGGACCCGCAUUGCGAAAGAACUUUUAGAAAAUCAUAUCGCGUUGCACGGAGAAUCGUCGGAAUUCUUUGAAGCACAGGAACAUAUUAAGAAUUUUUCAGGUCCAGAGUUAAUGAUAGCAUGCAGUGCAACCUUGGAGACGGAAAAUCAGUUUUAUUUAUGCGUUACCGAAAGAGCUGAAAGGAUUCUGAAAGGAAUACUGAUGAGGAAGAAACUUCAACUAGAAAGAGAAUUGGAGAAUACAAUACACAAGAAAGCAAGAACUUGGAAGUCGUAUGGCAGUGAGAAAGACGUAGAUGAUGAAAUUGUGAAAGUUACAAGACCGCUGGUUGAAAAGGAAAUAGCCAUAUCCAUAUCCAGUGAAAAGAUGCAAAUUCUCUUUCAAGAUGACGAUCCCGCAAUGCUUAAUAAUGGAUACGUAGAAUGUGCUCGCAGAAGUGACAUUAUCAAUGUCCAGAGGAAGCGAUAUUCUCAAGGGGUUCAAGCAUGCCCUUCAGUUAUAUCUACGACAGCUCAGACAAACCCUGGUUUUCCCACCAAUGUAUGGACUCAGUAUGUAUAUGAGCCACAAAUUAGUUCAGAUGUUUUAAAUGCUGAACUAGCCAAGAAUAUAACAUCUUUUCAAAAUUUAUACGAAAAUGACUAUCCGGAAUUGAUCGCCAAUGAAAAAGAUACUCAGUUACCAGAAACUAUCAUGUAUGAAGAGUAUGAGACGUUCAUUGAUAUAAAAAAAUGCGCUGGUAAAAUGAUAUCAUGCGCUGUAUGGCACCCGACUUUAUCAGGUGUUGUGGCUAUUGCUUACGUCCGACAACCUCAAUUUUUGUACAGUCGCAAUAAAUACGAAACAAAUGGAAAUGAAGAGCAGAUCGAUAAAGUUUUGGAAGAUGUGUUCGAUGAGAACUUCGUCUUAAUUUGGUCUGUCACAGAUAAAUUUUCCCCAAAG